Brienomyrus brachyistius is the source of this 1490-nucleotide messenger RNA. Its product is annotated as photoreceptor-specific nuclear receptor-like. Gene Ontology annotation, biological process: negative regulation of transcription by RNA polymerase II; positive regulation of transcription by RNA polymerase II; anatomical structure development. NCBI's taxonomy places the organism in Eukaryota, Metazoa, Chordata, Actinopteri, Osteoglossiformes, Mormyridae. The coding region runs from base 271 to 1467 and encodes 398 amino acids. Gene Ontology annotation, molecular function: zinc ion binding; nuclear receptor activity; RNA polymerase II cis-regulatory region sequence-specific DNA binding. The record is from RefSeq and is a predicted model, not a curated record. The transcript has 9 exons.
CAGAAGGAAGGAGAUCCAUGGUGAAAAUCUAACCAUCCAUUGGCUCACAUGUCAAUAGAGAUCCUGGGAAACAGGCAGGCGAACAGCUGACUGUUCUGCAAGAGGAGGUGGAAAUCCGCAGUCCCGCAUCCCUACGGAAAGGAAGAUCCACCAAGCUGUAGAACGCUGACAUUAACUUCCUUCUUGAUCCAAAGUAUAUUGUGAGGAUCCACUUUCAGCUGCUUGUUGGUAUAUAGGGUAACUGAAGACCACGCCCUUGAGUUGUCCAGCAUGCCAUCACCAAGUGUAGGGAGCAGAGACACAGGUGACCAUAGCGGCAGGAGCUCAUCUCCAGAGGGUCUCCCUGGACCAGGCCUGCUGUGUAAGGUGUGUGGAGACACCAGUAGUGGAAGGCAUUAUGGCAUCUAUGCCUGCAAUGGCUGCAGUGGCUUCUUCAAGCGCAGCGUAAGGCGAAGACUUGUCUACAGGUGUCAAGCCAGUACAGGAAUGUGCCCUGUGGACAAGGCUCAUCGGAACCAGUGUCAAGCCUGCCGGCUCAAGAAGUGCCUGCAAGCCGGCAUGAAGAAAGAUGCUGUGCAGAAUGAGAGGCAGCCGCGGAGCACGGCACAGAUACACUUGGAGGCCAUGGAGUCUAAUGGUGACAGCCCAUCAUCCCCCAUUGUGGCAUCUGCCCGGCCCCAUGCCGACAGCUCUGCCAGCUGCCCGGGUAACACCCAGUACUGCCUCAACACCCAGAAUGGCCACCGCUUCAUGGCCAGCCUGAUGACUGCGGAGACGUGUGCGAAACUGGAGCCUGAGGAAGUGGAUGAGCCCAUCAAUGUCACCACUAAUGAGCCGGAGAGGGAAUCGCCAGAACACCACAUGUCCCUGUGUCCGAGCAGCAGCAGCCCUGAGGACGCCCACGAGAUGUCCGCACGCCUGCUCUUCGUGUCAGUCAAGUGGGCAAAGAACUUGCCUGUUUUUGCCAGCCUGCCCUUCCGGGACCAGGUGAUCCUACUGGAGGAAGCUUGGAGCGAACUGUUCUUGCUCUGUGCUGCCCAGUGGUCUCUGCCCCUGGAGAGCUGCCCUCUGCUCUCACUGCCUGACCUUUCAUCCCCGCUGUUGGGCAGGGCCAGCUAUCCUGGCGCUGAUCUCUACUUGCUGGGAGACAUCUUUAAACGUUUCAAGGUCCUUGCGGUUGACCCCACUGAGUUUGCUUGCCUCAAGGCUAUUAUCCUCUUUAAGCCAGACACUGGAGGUCUGAAAGACCCAGAGCAAGUCGAAUACCUUCAGGAUCAGUCACUGGUGAUGCUGAGUCAGCACGUCCACUCACACUACCCCACCAAUCCAUCCAGGUACGGCAGACUGCUCCUGCUGCUUUCCUCUCUGCAUUUUGUCACAUCAGAACGCGUCGAGCUGCUGUUCUUCCACCGGACUAUUAGGAACACACCCAUGGAGAAGCUGCUAUCUGAUAUGUUCAAGCAUUAGAUGCCUGGGUGUCUGGACCUGCA